Messenger RNA from Populus nigra (black poplar), 1682 nucleotides. Its product is annotated as cytokinin dehydrogenase 1-like. Lineage: Eukaryota; Viridiplantae; Streptophyta; Magnoliopsida; Malpighiales; Salicaceae. Gene Ontology annotation, biological process: cytokinin metabolic process. The transcript has 5 exons. The record is from RefSeq and is a predicted model, not a curated record. The coding region runs from base 1 to 1620 and encodes 539 amino acids. Gene Ontology annotation, molecular function: FAD binding; cytokinin dehydrogenase activity.
AUGGGAUCACCAUCUUCUGCUUCUAGAAGACAGAACAACCUUCUAUUCCUUGUAUUUAUUAUGAUCCUUUUCUUUUACUCUAUACCAGAUAAAAUCAAUCUUUGUUCCAACCAAUCUUCUGUCAGCCCAGGUGUGAUUCCAUAUAAGAGCUCCUCCAACAUCUCUUCAUUGGAAACACUAGAGCUAGAUGGCUGCUUCAGCUUUGACAAUAUCGACUACGCAGCCAAGGACUUUGGCAACAUGUAUCAUUUCCUACCAUCGGCAGUUCUACAUCCAAAAUCAGUUUCUGAUAUUUCCAACACUGUAAAGCAUAUUUUCAAAAUGGGUUCCACUUCGCAGCUAACCGUUGCUGCUAGAGGCCACAGUCACUCCCUUCAAGGUCAGGCACAAGCUCAUCAAGGUAUAGUAAUCAACAUGGAAUCACUUCAGGGACCAGAGAUGCAAGUUCACACCGGAGACCUGCCUUAUGUGGACGCAUCAGGUAGUGAGUUGUGGAUUGAUAUUCUACAUGAGACUCUUAAAUACGGGCUAGCACCAAAGUCUUGGACGGACUACCUUCAUCUCACCGUUGGAGGCACCUUAUCAAAUGCCGGAAUUAGUGGACAGGCAUUCAAACAUGGACCACAGAUUAACAACAUUUACCAAUUGGAGGUUGUCACAGGCAAGGGAGAAGUAGUUACCUGUUCAGAGAAGCAGAACGCAGAUCUCUUUUAUGGUGUUCUUGGAGGGCUUGGGCAGUUUGGCAUAAUCACUAGAGCGAGAAUAUCUCUUGAACCGGCACCAAAGAUGGUGAAAUGGAUCAGAGCACUAUAUGACGAAUUCUCUAAAUUUUCCAAGGACCAAGAACAUUUAAUAUCCAAGAAUUCCUUCGACUACAUCGAAGGGCUUGUAAUAAUAAACAGAACUGGUCUUCUCAAUAACUGGAGAUCCUCCUUCAAUCCAAAAGACCCUCUUCAAGCCAGUCAAUUUAUUUCAGAAGGAAAAACUCUUUAUUGUCUGGAAAUUGCCAAAUACUUCAACCCAAACGAGUCUGAUGCGAUAAAUCAGGAAACUGAGAGCCUAUUGUCAGAACUGAGUUACAUUCCAUCCACACUCUUUCUGUCAGAAGUUUCUUAUGUGGAAUUCCUGGACAGAGUCCACAUGUCUGAAAUCAAACUCCGAGCAAAAGGUUUAUGGGAGAUUCCUCACCCAUGGUUGAAUCUUCUAAUCCCAAAAAACAAAAUUUUUGAAUUUGCUCAAGAGGUCUUCGGAAAUAUUCUUACAGACAGCAGCAAUGGUCCCAUCCUCAUCUAUCCGGUCAAUAAGUCCAAGUGGGAUAACCGAACAUCCUUAAUCACCCCAGAAGAAGAUACUUUCUACCUAGUGGCGUUCUUAUCAUCUGCGAUGCCAUCUUCCACAGGACGAGAUGGCUUGUUUCACAUUUUAGCUCAAAACCAAAGAAUUCUAGGUUUCUGUUCCUCGACUAAUCUUGGGGCCAAGCAAUAUUUGCCUCAUUACAGCACCCAGGAAGAAUGGCAAGCUCAUUUUGGUCCGAAGUGGGAAGUUUUUGUACUAAGGAAAUCAACUUAUGACCCAAUGGCAAUCCUAGCUCCUGGCCAACGAAUCUUCAGAAGGAAAUAGCAUCCACAUGAUGCUGGCCUCUCGUUCAAGAAAAAUAUCAGGAAAAGGUUCCUUAAGGCAAA